Messenger RNA from Alternaria alternata, 982 nucleotides. RefSeq lists its product as hypothetical. Bases 182 to 724 code for a protein of 180 amino acids. The transcript is spliced from 2 exons. Lineage: Eukaryota; Fungi; Ascomycota; Dothideomycetes; Pleosporales; Pleosporaceae. The record is from RefSeq and is a predicted model, not a curated record.
UUUUGUCAUUCUCUCAUGAGCGCAUCUGAAUUAGCGAUGUCCUGGUCCUAUCAUAGGCCGAUGUUUUGCUGAGGUCGCACUCAAGGCAGCGACAAUUGCAGCGUAUAUAGCUGCCUUCACAGUCUGAGGAAGCGCAUUGCACCUUCAAUCUUUCCGUCUCAGUUUCUGUCUAAUCAUUGCCAUGGACACGAUUCACUUUCCAGAUUCUUUGCAAGAGUUUGCAGUGUCUGAAGCAGCUUAUCUUCGCCAACACCCCGAGUAUGACUGUUUGGUCACAGGUUCAAUUGUGUUCAACGAGGAAGGGAAGCUACUGCUAGUACAGCGUGCAGCGGAGGAAAGAGCAUUUCCUGAUUUUUGGGAAAUACCAGGGGGCAAAGUUGACGAUAGCGACCAGACGAUUCUACAUGCUGCUGCUCGAGAGCUGAAAGAAGAAGCUGGUCUUGACACGAUUCGUAUACUGAAGAAAGUCACGCAUUUUAUCUUCAUGGAUGAGAAGCCUGGCCGACGAACAACGACAUGGCUCAAGCUGGUGUUUGAAAUGUCGGUGCAAAGCGCAGAUAAUGUUGUCUUGGAUCCAACUGAGCAUCAGAAGUUCUUGUUCGCUUCUGAAGAGGAAGUUGUUCGUGACCAGGUCGGCGAUGUGAAGCUCAAAUACAUCAGCCCUGCGAACAAGGAUGUCAAAUUGGAGGCUUUCAAGCAAAGACGUGGAGAAGGAUGCGCGUGACAGGCGUCGGCGAUCAAUGGAGCAUGAUAUGUUGUCUCGCUUUACUGCAUUUGAAACUGGCGACUGCCACCAAUAGGAGACGACCCAUAUUGACGGAGACGCGACCUGGGGUAAGUAGGCUGAAGGAUCACGAUUCUACCUAGCAACAAAGAAGAGAUCAAUGACGCCAACGUGACCUGGCGUGGAAGCAGCUCAGCUUAUGUAAUUGUGUAACAUCGAGCCCUUGGGAAAUUGUACUUGUCAAGCAGGAAAAAGCAC